Vigna unguiculata (cowpea) is the source of this 872-nucleotide messenger RNA. RefSeq lists its product as uncharacterized. NCBI's taxonomy places the organism in Eukaryota, Viridiplantae, Streptophyta, Magnoliopsida, Fabales, Fabaceae. The record is from RefSeq and is a predicted model, not a curated record.
AUUCUCAUAAAGCCUUGGCUUCCUCUAUUAUCGUAAAAUGGCAACGAAACAGGUAAGUUUGUGCAGUGAUAAAAAGGUGGUAGUGAGGGUAUAUGUUGAGAAGAAACCUAGGAAGAAGGGAUCAUCUUCAAUUCAGCAUCAGCAUCAGCUUCAUGGCCCUAUCAGUAUGGGAUGUGGAAGAAGAGCAGGGUUGCUUAGCUAUUCUCAUCUGCUACGUCAGUCUGCAAAAGGAGCAUUAUCAGCACCUUCAUUCUCCAAGUGGGUUGCCAACAAUAAUCUUCAGCCACCAACACAGGGCCGUUUCCUUGUGUUGCAGAUAGCCCCUUCGAACAUGAAAAAGGCAACAUGGUUUGGCAGCUGCAGUUGGAAACUACUGAUUCCGAGGUUUCUAAGGUCAUGGUCAAAAGGCAAGAAAAAGGAGAAUAAGAAGAAACAUAUGGGUGCAGAUUUUUCAGGAAAUGGAAUGAGAAUGAUCUGCUGUUAUAGGUCCUGACUCUAUGGAUUAUUAAAUGAUGCAUGUUUCAUUCUCUGGUAUGGAGAGGGAGAAGUUUCAUUCGGAAUGUGCUAUCAACAAGUCGCAAGUUAGCUUCAGGGUCAAUUUUAUCGUGGUGGUUCACAUCUCUCAAGGUAUAAUGUCACCGAUCUCGAUUCAAGUAAGAAUUGAUAUGGUUUGAUUAGAUUAAACUUCUCACACUAAUCACUGAAAUGGCCUCAGUUAUUGCUGCUAAUGCGUAUGGGUCCUAAGGUUACUGUACAUCACUGGUCUUAUUUCAUAUUUUUAUUCUCUUAUUUAUCUUUUCCUAGAACAUUUUUGUUGUACAAAAUGCAAUUUCUUUUCAAGGAUUGCAAUCACUGAUUUUUCAGUAUGGUGU